UCUGUAUUUACAAACUGAGACAUAAAAACCAUUUUUUUACUGAAUUAAAACUUAUUUUCUCUGUCAGAUAAUCAGUAAAAAUCAUCAGAAAUGAAUGACGUAUUAUUCUGUCUCUUUUCUGCAGCGCCCCCUGCUGUGGCAGAGUGAAAACUGCAUGUUCAUUUCUGAGAAGUUUCCUAUUUAACAAUAAAUGUUCAAAUAAUCUAAACUCUGCAUAGACGUUGGUCAGAAUAAGAUGAGUUAGAUGGUUUCGGUUUUUAUUUGUGGUUGGUGUCUCCAGCUGACCAAUCAGACGCCUGAUGUGGUUUGGAUUCUGUUCUGUUUAAUAUAAAUCUGUCAGAAAUUACUUCCUGUUAUUCUGGCUGUGAAGAUGAUGAUCAAAAACUUUCUGACGGGUUCUGUUUCUCGUCUUGCCACCUCGGCUACAAUCAUUGUGAUUUUUACUCACAAUGUUUUAUUUGAGAGAGAAGUGUCCUGCACCUGCAGGAAUCAGAGCCGUGGCUGUGGGAUCUACAUCACUCUUCCAGUUUUUACCAUCAUGUUUUUGUUACUUUGGCUGAACAAAGUCUUCAUCGGUUCCUGCAGGAUGUGCAGCUGCUUCACGUUGUUUCCCCUGAAGUGUGACUGUAAAUGUAGAGGGAAAUGUGUUCGUGUGGUUGUUCUCCAGACUGUGAAGGUUUUCCUGACUGCUCUGCUGUGGGUCGUCUCUGUGCUGCUGGACGGAGACUGGUUCGCCUGCUGUCAGAACGGACUCUCUGGACAGGAUGUUCUGAUUCCCUGCAAGACAAACAGAACCUUAGAUGAACAAAUCCUUAUCGAUAAACUGAAAAACAAGUCAAAGGUCAUUGGCCUGGGAACGCUGUUGUCCAUCCUCUUCCUGGCUGUUUGCUUCUCAGCGGUGAGAUGGAGGAAAUGCUGCGACAGCAAAAGCUCUGCAGAGCAAAGAGACGGGAAAUGCUGGAAAUGUUGUUCAGACGACUGCAGGACCUGCUGCGAGGACUGCCUCUGUAGCUGUGAUGGAUUUGCUCCCUAUGAGCUGAUCGUUGUAAAAGAAGGAGAAAAUAUCGUGAACCAGAUUCUGAAAGAAAAAGCCAAAGAAGCUCUGACCCAAAACGUUGAAGAAAUUCUGAAUCGGAACAACAAGAACAGAUUUAUUGAAGGUUUUGAUGCAGCUGAAGAACUGAUUAAGGAACUGUGGCCUCAAGAGAAGCAGCCUUCAGGAAGUGGAAAAGACAAUAAAGCUGAAAUUCAUAAAGAUGUUUGGAAAUUCACUUUUGCUGAGGCCCAGCAGAUUUCUCUUCAGUUGGUUUCAAAACCGGAGAAGAAAGAUGGAGGAAGUUCCCUGGAUGAGGCAGGAGGGGUCCAGGGCGCUGAAUGUCCACCAUCUCCAUCACAUGGAGGUUCAUCAGGUCAAACAGAGAAUGCCAAUGGUCAUCGUCAUGGUUACGAUCCACCACAGAUUCAGGAAGGAGGUGAAAAUGUUCCAAUGGGAAAUGUCUCUAGUUCAGGUGGAAACCAGAACAAUCCUCCACCAUCCGACCCGGUGGAUCCACCUUCACAGGAUCAGGAGAGCAGAUCAUAGACCCUCAGCAACAUGUUCAACUUUGUUUUUUUAUUUUCCUGAUACCAGAAAUUUAAUUAAAUUAGAAAAAUGUCAGCAAAACAAAAUGUUUUUUAGUGUAAAUAAUAUACAUUUCCAGACUGGAUGUGAAAACAGAUUUUAAAACAUGAGUUAUAUUUUACAUUUUAUUAGUUUAUAAUGGUUUAUAUGUAAUAUUUGAUAUUAGUAUGUUAUAUAUUCUUUAAUUUUGCAGCAUAUUAGGCCACAUAUUGUCAUGUUCUGUGUUUUUCUGUGUAUUUAUUUAGAGUUUUCUGUGUCCCUGAGUCUCCAUGUUGUCCUGUUCUCCCUUUGAUUACUCCCAGGUGUUUCUCGUUCCCUAAUUACCCCCCUGUGUAUUUAGUGUCACCUGUGUGUCUGUGUCUUUGUCGGGUCCUCGUCUAACGUGCUCUGAGUCCUUCGUGUGUUCAUUGGUAAAACCUGUUGCUACUGGCGUUGAGCCCUGGUUUCCGCUCAGUCGUGCUGCCUGUGUUUUUGGACUGUUUUGACUUCAUUUUUCAUUAAAACCAUCAUUUCUCACUGCA
Molecule: messenger RNA, 2142 nt
Organism: Xiphophorus hellerii (green swordtail)
Lineage: Eukaryota; Metazoa; Chordata; Actinopteri; Cyprinodontiformes; Poeciliidae
Exons: 8
Coding region: 371-1582 (403 amino acids)
Source: RefSeq, a predicted model, not a curated record